Nanorana parkeri is the source of this 1323-nucleotide messenger RNA. RefSeq names its product chromosome unknown C8orf48 homolog (gene CUNH8orf48). Bases 1 to 1290 code for a protein of 429 amino acids. NCBI's taxonomy places the organism in Eukaryota, Metazoa, Chordata, Amphibia, Anura, Dicroglossidae. The record is from RefSeq and is a predicted model, not a curated record. The transcript is spliced from 9 exons.
AUGCGCAGUUCGGAUUUUCGCCCGGGAGGUGAGCAGAGACGCAAGAUGCAAUGGAUAACCAGUAUAGAGACGGGGGCUCCUGAGAUCAUUUCUCUGCUCUCCAAUCCUCCCCACCUCCUGUUGACUUUCAAAGGCAGAAGUCCGCAAAUCAAAACAGCAGAGGGCCUACACACUGGGCCCCGAGACAAGCCAGGACAUGUCUGCGAACAUCCAUAUUCUGGCAGCACCCAGAACGCACUACCAAACUGCAUCCCCAGCACCCUCUCCCCACACACUCUCCGCACACCUGGAUCAUCUGUUCUCAGACAAGACUUCUAUUCUUUUCCUCUUCUGGACUGCUGCUUACUCUCAGGGGAGGACCAUCCUACACAGAAGCUGGACAUAAUCUGCUUCUGGCCGAGCACAAGACAAGGCAAUUUGCCUUGUCACAGAGCUCCAAUGGAUCAGCCCCCUUUCAGCCAGGGAAGUCCUGAUUAUGAAGCAUCGCUGGCACAGAGCAUAUCUGGGAGUAGUGCAGCAAACUACUCCAAUGAUUCAUUUGAAUCCAGUACAGAUGAACCUAUCUGGAAUUAUGAAAGUGAUUCAUUUGAAUCUGAUGAACCUGAUCCGAGCUAUGAAAGUGCUACAUUUGAAUCGUUCUCACAAGUGAACUCUCAUGAAGUUUCAUUUUCUGAAACCACCAGCAUUACAUCAGAAGCAGUUGAGGUCUCGGACAGGAAUGAUACAGAGAAUGACUUCAUUGAGAAAUGGAUAACAAAACUUGCAAAAAGGAAGCUUCAGUCAGCAAAUUCUUCAAGACCUCAGCUCAGCUCAGUUGCUCAGCCAAAUUAUGCAGAGACAGAGAAUUCCUCUUUGAUGUCUUAUUGCUCCAUGAAGAUUCGGCAUCUGCAUCAACAGCCAACAAUAACCCAAGAGAAAAAACAACAUCCAGGACAGCAGGACCGGAGUCCAGCAGAAAGGCAUCCUUCAUGUUGCAUCCCCAGUAUGAUAAUUAACAGACUACAAAUGCAGAGUUUCAAGGAAACCAUGAAACAGGUCAUACAGUCUGAGAUGCAUGACCCAUCUUUAUGUCCAGAUUGCAUCCAAAAACAGGCAGAGCUGGCUCAAAGUCACUUUGUCAGGAUGAGAAAGACUAAGCUGCAAGCUGAUUUGAUGAACCUGAAAUUGGAGGAAUACACAUACAAAAACGACCUGCUGACUUACAUUGGAGAAAUUCACCAGUCCCUGCCCAAGCCCUCAGACGGUUGCAGUGCCAUUUGGCAGAGACUAUACACCAGUGUUAAGACAUAACAUGUAAUCUGUGUCCUUUUUCUCUUCUUGAUU